This is a messenger RNA of Bombyx mori (domestic silkworm), 5442 nucleotides long. RefSeq names its product nuclear hormone receptor HR96 (gene Hr96). Gene Ontology annotation, molecular function: RNA polymerase II cis-regulatory region sequence-specific DNA binding; zinc ion binding; nuclear receptor activity. The coding region runs from base 267 to 1958 and encodes 563 amino acids. The record is from RefSeq and is a predicted model, not a curated record. Gene Ontology annotation, biological process: positive regulation of transcription by RNA polymerase II; cell differentiation; negative regulation of transcription by RNA polymerase II. Lineage: Eukaryota; Metazoa; Arthropoda; Insecta; Lepidoptera; Bombycidae. The transcript has 8 exons.
AUUAACAAUCUUGUUUGACAACAAGUGACAUUAGUCAUCCGAUAAUAAUUAGGUAUGGUAACCUAAUCAGUACCAAUUUAUCUAAACUUUAUUAGAAAGAGUUUAAGCAUUAUCUUUAUAAUUCUAUAACGCCGUUUCGAUAGAUUAAUAUCGCAUUUUCAUAAUGAAGUCCCAGAAAGUCCGAGAAUUAUGAGAAACGAGAAAGUAUUGAAGUGGAGGUCAAAAGUCAAUGUUUGUUAAAACAAUCAUAGUGUUUAUCAGUUAAAAUGGACAAUAUUGGUGAAAAUAAAACAGAAAACGUGAGCCAGAAAAAGGAACUACCACUUAAUUUGCAAAAAAUAUGUUUAGUGUGCGGUGAUAAAGCGUUAGGCUACAAUUUUAAUGCCAUUUCGUGUGAGAGUUGCAAAGCGUUUUUCCGUCGAAAUGCAUUGGCUAGUAAAGAAUUCAAAUGUCCGUUUACGAACAAUUGUGUUAUAACCGUGGUCACAAGAAGAUUCUGCCAGAAGUGUCGUUUAGAGAAAUGUUUUGCCGUCGGUAUGGUGAAAGAGUUUAUAAUGUCGGAGGAGGACAAAGCAGAAAAAAGGCGAAAAAUAGAAGAGAACCGAGCCAGAAAAAGAAAGAGCGAUUGUGAUGAAGCUGUUUCUAGUUCAAAGAGUAUGAAAAAAGAUGAUGAGAACUUGACAAGUAAUUAUCCACCAGAAUCAAUACAAUAUGAUGUCUUAAACAGCACUACAUGCAGUCCAAGCAGCACAGUCCAAUCUCCACUCAACAAUGACAUGGAAUCAUCAAUACAAUCCCCUCCCAUGUACAAUUAUGCUCCAAUACCACCAGUUCAACCUGAAUACAAUAUGAAGGUCUUCCCUAUUGAUGAGAAGCAGAUAAUGGAUCAAGCAUUGUACGAACAAAGGAUGAUGGAUUCAUACAAAAUGUAUGAUAAUGUUGAGAGUAACACAUAUAUGGAGCCCCCCAAACAAAAUAGUAUAAGACAAAUCUUAACGAAUGGAGACACAGCAACCGCAUUUAAAGAGACGAAACAACAACAUGUCUGUGAAGAGAUACCUUCCACCAGUACCGACCCUGAUGUGAACAAAGCAAGGGAUAUCCUUCAAGAUGUUGAAAGGAUAGAACCAAACUCAAUGGAGUCGAUAUUGUGUGAAGCAAUCAAAUUAGAAUUCGAAUCGUACGCUUCAGUGAACUCGUGUAGCGGCUCGUCCCGGGAACUCAAUGAGGUAGAGCGCGCCAAGCUCAACGAACUGAUCGUUGCCAACAAGGCCCUCAACGCGCCCAUAGACGACGACAUCUCGCAGCUCGUGGACUCCGCCAGCGCAGAGCCGGGCGGCAAGCACGACCCGCGCCUCAUCCGGCUCGUCAACCUCACGGCGGUGGCCAUACGCCGCCUCAUCAAGAUCGCCAAGAAGAUUAGCGCCUUCAAGAACAUGUGCGAGGAGGACCAGGUGGCUCUACUCAAGGGAGGCUGCAUAGAGAUGAUGGUGCUUCGGAGCACAAUGACCUACGAUGGCCAGAGGAAUCAGUGGAAGAUCCCGCACUGCCAGGAGCAGUUCGGCCGCAUCGGCACGGACGUGCUGAAGCUGGCCAAGGGCGACAUCUACCGCUCGCACGAGGCCUUCAUCAGCACGUUCUGCGCGCGCUGGCGCACCGACGAGAGCGUCAUCCUCAUCCUCUCCGCCAUCCUGCUGUUCGCGCCGCACCGACCGCGCCUCGUGCACCGCGACGUCGUCAAGCUGGAGCAGAACUCGUACUACUAUCUGCUGCGGCGCUACCUGGAGAGCGUGUACCCCGGCUGCGAGGCGAAGUCAACCUUCCUCAAGCUCAUACAGAAAGUCCUCGAGCUUCGGAAGCUCGCCGAAGAGAUAACCGACGUGUACCUCGACGUUAACCCUCUCGAACCGCUGCUGAUGGAAAUCUUCGAUCUCAAGCAUCACGGCGGGAGGGACUGACCUUGCUCCGUCGUGUGAGCUCCCCAGGUGCUCCACAGUUAUCCGUAUUUACUAAACACUAGCUGACCCGGCAGACUUCGUAGUGCCUCAAUCGAUAAAUAAAAGACCUAAACUUUUGUGUAAAAUAAACUUAAAACAAACAAAAGGAAUCCGUCCGACGGGGGACACGUCAAAGGAAAAACAAAAUUGUUAUUCUGAUUUAAUUCAGAGAAUUUACAUAUUUGUCUACAUUUUAAAUCUUCUCUAGACUUCCACAAAUAAUUCAAGACCAAAAUUUGCCAAAUCGGUUCAGCCGUUCUCGAGUUUUAGCGAGACUAACGAACAGCAAUUCAUUUAUAUAUAUAGAUAUGUGACACGUCCCAUUCAAAAUGACUAAAAUACUCCCCCGGUGCGCGCUCAGGGAAUUACGUGUGACGUCACUGAAAUUUGCUGAUUCCUGAUGGAAAAUGGAAGGAAAUAAAAUUAUGACAAAGAACUAAUUACACUAGUUAAGUGAUUAAUAAAUAUAAAAAAUAUCAGAGUAUUGUACGUUUGUAACACAGCGCUCGGGCAUCGUCAUUGCCAUGCCAAUAUCAAUUCUAAAUGUGCACCGCGUGGGUCACGGACUCAAGUACAUCACUAGCUGUAGCCAAUUGUAUAAGUUAACCGGUUUUUUGUAAAAUAUGUAUGUACUACCGGCGUCAGACUGUUUAGUUAGAACAUUGAAACAGCGCCCCUAGCGGAAAACGUAGGGAAAGACAUGAAACAAUGAAAGCAUUUAUAUAUGACUAACGACCCGCCCUCGCAUCGCUUCGGAAACAUUAAAUUUUAUUAUUGAUAGCUGAGUCUCGCGAUGUUACCCGCGGUUAUUGUCGUACCGCGGGUGACGCCGCCAGGCGAAGCUAGUCUAAAAAAAGUAAGCCUAAGUUACUCCUUAUAUCACCAGCUACCUAUCAGUGAAAGUCUCAUCAAAAUCGGUCCAGCCGUUCCAGAGAUUAGCCGGAACAAACAGACAGACAGACAAAAAUUGUAAAAAAUGUUAUUAUGGUGUAUGUACCGUAUAUAUACUCAUAUGCAUGUAGUAAAAAGCGGUUAUUUCAAUAUUACAAACAGACACACCAAUUUUAUUUAUAUGUAUAGAUUUAGUAUUAACUGUACAUAUUCCCGUGAGAUUAAUACUAAUAGGUAUUGAAAUGUAAUGGAUUAGAUUUCAAAUAAAACGUUAGGGUUAUGUCGUAAAUGUACCCGCAGACUCGGCGGGGCCCUCACGGCGCGGCCCUCACGGCGCGGAGUAAAUAAAAACAGCCUCACAGUAUGAACUGUCUAAAUUAGUGAGAAAUCAAUUGAUUUUAAAAGAAUUUAAGGAAAUUAAUUACGCGACCAUAUCUUUAAUAAUUUCGAAAUUAUCAUGAUAACGUAGGAUUUAAUAUAAGAAAUAGGUAGUAAUAGAACGCGCGAUAGUAUAACUACAUCCGUUUUCGAAACAUUACCGCAAACAAAAACGGGUUUGCCAUUGAACAUCUAAUGUGGAAUGAUGUUUGUGAACUUUGGAUACUAGUGGAUACUAGUAGAUACUAGUAGAUACUAGUAGAUACUAGUAGAUACUAGUAGAUACUAGUAGAUACCAGUAGAGACUAGUAGAUACUAACCACCCAUGCGAUACGAAAGUGAAGCUACUACAAACGACAAGCUGUUAUGCUGAGUUGACCCGCUCCCCGUGUACAAGUGUGGUGCUGUACAUGACGUACAGCAACAGGUUCCGCUGGGUGUGGUCCCUGGGCCGCGUGUGCACGACACCACAACAACAAGCACAGGGAGCGGUCACUCUCCGCGUAACGCGAGAUGGUUCCUCACUCUAGAGCCCUGACCGCCGGACGCUGGACUCGCAGACACCGCCACCAGCAGCAGUAUAAUUAUAAGUACAACUUGUUUUUUUUUCGUAUUGCUUAGAUAGGUGGACGAGCUCACAGCCCACCUGGUGUUAAGUGGUUACUGGAACCCAUAGACUUCUACAACGUAAAUGCGCCACCCACCUUGAGAUAUAAGCUCUAAGGUCUCAGUAUAGUUACAACGGCUGCCCCACCCUUCAAACCGAAAAGCAUUACUGCUUCACGGCAGAAAUAGGCAGGGCGGUAGUAUAUACCCAUGCGGACUCACAAGAGGUCCUACACCAGUAAUUACAGUAAGAUUUUGUCUUAAUACAGGUACGCUUUAGGAACAAUAUCGGUACAGUUUACUAUGUCCCUCGUAGUGUUCGCAUCCAUAAUUAAUCCAGACGGUAACAGCGGUCGACUGGACAGGGUGAGCCCGCGUCUGGCCCGGGAGCCCCCCUUGUGAUGGACCUCGUCCUGAGGUCGCCGCUCGUCACAAGAUAAACAGAAGAGAAAGAUAUCAGAAACAACGUAGGGUGGUAUCGACUACCCGACCUCUGGGUCAAGAUCCUAAGCCACCUACAUACAGUUGUACUGGUGUUUUACUGGUGGUAGGACCUCUUGUGAGUCCGCGCGGGUAGGUACCACCAUCCUGCCUAUUUCUGCCGUGAAGUAGUAAUGCGUUUCGGUUUGAAGGGCGGGGCAGCCGUUGUAACUAUACUUGAGACCUUAAUAUAUCUCAAGGUGAGUGGCUCAUUUACGUUGUAGAUGUCUAUGGGCUCCAGUAAUCUAACAAAUAAAUAAAAAAUGUAUUUGCCGUGAGAUGCUCUUUAACAGUAACCGUCAGUGGCCCGAGGGCAACAAGUCGGUGAGCGCGCGCACCGAGCUGCGGACGUCGACACCUCUCUGUAUACAGUAGAUUGGGGGAAUCAUGACGCUUUCCAAUUCCAACACAAAUUUUCAGCCGUUUUUCUUUGGGUAAUACCCAAUAAAAUAGAGAUUAAAACGGUUCCGGAUGUUUAAAUUGUCAUAUACGAUGCAUUAUUAUAUAUAGUUCAUUGAAAAAUAUACACGAAGAUUAAAAAAAAGUAGCUUGACCUGAUCCACCUUGACUUUUGGAGUGAAUCGGGUCACGUAUGGGGGCAAUAGUUUUUGGAUAGGGGUGGCACUGUUUAGUUGUUAGGUAGGUACUUACCUUUAGGUAAUUAACUUUUCAAUAUCUUUCAGUUCCAAAACUCUGAUAACUAAAUUAAACUAUAUAUUCUUAAACACUAAAUAAAAGUUAUUUUCAAUUCAACAAAUUCAAAUCUCACAAAAGCAUUGUGACAACACAGAUUUGUACCUAUUCUACCCCUAGUCCCAAUUCCCCCUAAUCUAAGGUACAUAAAGUACUUGUGUGAGUAUUGUUGUACUCAGAGAAGCAUCACUUCUAUCCGAUAAGUAGUUCGAUAAGUAUAUUCCGACCUAAACUAUUGUCUACGUUGUACAUAUUAUGUAAGUUUAAAUAUUAUUUGUAAUUGUUGAAACGUAAAAGAAAUAUUUUUUUAUUCAAUAAAUAAGUUAUAUAUUUUGUAAAAGUGAUAUAAAUAGGUGCAAUAAUGUAUUAAAAAUAAAGUGAAGAUAUAGUUUUGUUA